Molecule: messenger RNA, 1306 nt
Organism: Owenia fusiformis
Lineage: Eukaryota; Metazoa; Annelida; Polychaeta; Sabellida; Oweniidae
Source: the annotation of a GenBank genome assembly
AUAAUGACCUUAGAUGAAGAUUCGGGAAGCAAGGUCAAUAAAUAGGAACAGGAUAAAACUGAAACCAAAAUUGAAAUGAUGGAGUCAGGCACAGAUUAGUCAGCAAAAUUUGGUUCACAGACUAUGAUAAACAUUAAUGUGACACAAGCUAACAUGACGACUGAUAAUGUGACACCAGGUAAUGUGACACCUGAUAAUGUCACACAAGUUAAUGUGACAUUGGAUGAUGACGAAGAACACAAUGACGCUGUUACUCCAGUGAUUUUGUUUGUCCUUUAUUUUCUCAUGAGUGCCUUGAUAAUUUUUGGUAACGUCUUAACAUUGGUGGUCCUCUGUAAGUUUAAGAGUCUCUACCGCAUAACUAAUGCCUUCAUCGCUAGCCUCAGUAUCGCUGACAUGAUCCUCGGAAUCUCGCUACCCCAGUGUGCAUUUGUAAACCAUACAAGAUUGAUCCGUGGAUUGAAUGAGAAUAAAUAUGCCUGUCUCUCAUGUAGAUAUUUUAAUACACUUUCUGCAAGUGUAUCAUUGUUUUCAAUCACAGCAAUUGCAGUUGAACGAUACAUGGCGAUCAUGAAGCCGUAUUUUUAUACACAGUACGCAACCAGGUGCCGAAUCAAUACUUUUGCUGUGGCUAUCUGGUUUUAUGGACUGGCACUUCAAACAAUAGCCUUUUUCGGGCUUCAACAGUGGAAUCCAAAUACAUACUGCUCCGUGAUUACGGUUCUCCCUAACUGGGCAUUCAAUUACAUCAUGCUCCCUCAUAUAAUCAUCUGUAUUAUUCUCUCAAUUGGACUAUACACCUGUAUAUUUUGCACCGCCUCUAGACACAGACGUCGCAUCUCUGUUCAGCACUCAGUUGCUGGAUUGACACCUGUCAAUCAAGAUACGAAACUUGCGCAGAUGAUGUGUUUAAUCUUGGGACUGUUUCUCCUAUGUUGGACACCGUAUUGGGUUUUAUCCGUUGCUAUAGCAACUAUGAAGCAUAAUUCACCAUAUGAACUACAGGUUGCAUAUCAAUUUUCAGUGUGUUUCCUCUAUGCAAAUAGUUUCAUGAACCCUCUGGUUUAUGGAUGGAAAAACACAGAAUUCAAGAGGGCGUACAAACAAACACUGUGUUGUUGCCGUGGAGACAAGAGCAUCACAAUUGACAGCCAUGACAUGUAUGAUAUAGGACCACCUUGCAGGCAUAAUGUUAACUAACCAUGGAAACAGGGAUAUAAGCAGGGAUGUCUGAGAAAGUGUCUCAUCUCUUUAUAUUAUCUUUAUCUUAUAUAUAUACAACCCAUUUUUUUUUAAUUAUGAGCAU